Messenger RNA from Amblyraja radiata (thorny skate), 12775 nucleotides. RefSeq names its product protein phosphatase 2, regulatory subunit B'', alpha (gene ppp2r3a). The record is from RefSeq and is a predicted model, not a curated record. Gene Ontology annotation, molecular function: protein phosphatase regulator activity; calcium ion binding. NCBI's taxonomy places the organism in Eukaryota, Metazoa, Chordata, Chondrichthyes, Rajiformes, Rajidae. Gene Ontology annotation, cellular component: protein phosphatase type 2A complex. Gene Ontology annotation, biological process: protein dephosphorylation. The coding region runs from base 1095 to 4646 and encodes 1183 amino acids. The transcript has 16 exons.
UUAACUCCCCCAGUGCUCCCCCUAACUCCACCACGACCACAAUCCAGAGUUCCUCUGGAGAGCUCCACUCUACGGCAUCUGCCUGCCUGUCUAUGACUCUCACUGUUAGAAUGGAAUGACUUAAGAGUUUCAGCAGUGUUAUGUGUCAGCCCACAGAGGUUGUUAGUGGAAAGCUGCUCCUCCCUUUUAUACAGACACCUCCACCAGAAAAGAAAGUCCCGAGGCAACAGCGGGGACAAUCUGAAGUCUUUUCUCUUUUUUUAAACUAUAGUCCCUUCAUCAACUGAGAAAGAAGGAAGGAUAUCACUGAAAUUUAAAGGGUUGCUGAAGGGGCACAGUCCCUAUUACUAUGGAAGGAUUCCUGCAGAGCAGCUCGACCCUCCAACUCAAUAUGGAAUAAGUUACAAGCUACAAUUCUUUGGAUCAUUUCAAUGCAAGCCUCAACAUUGGACUUCAGUGUUUGACAAAGACAGGGGAGCAUUAUCAGCCAGUUGAAACUGAAUUGGACCUGAGCAGGAUGUCAUUUUAUUCAAGUCGGUGCCUCAGAUACAGGAGGAAGUUUACUGACAGUGAACAAGUCUGGUGAAUUUCGGAGCGCAUCUGCUGCGCACAUUUGGAACUCAGCAGGAGAUUCUAUCCCCCGACAAAAUCGCCUCACGCUUGAACGUCUCUUUACAGAUUGUGAUGCAGCUCAGAUGCUGGGCCUGGCCUGCCUCUCGGCCAAAUAGCCAGAGACUGAGGAUGGAUGCUGAUGCCUUGGCUGCGGUAAAACUUUGCGUCAGUUUCCUAAGUGAAGAGUAGGACGUUGACAAAUGACAUGUGAUCAGCUGACCUCUGGUAGUCUUGGCUGAGACGCAGUUAAAGCAGCUGCAUCUUGACUGCACAUCUCAAUCGCAAGCAUCAACUACAUAGAACCAACGUCUGUAGUUACGACCCGACUCGAUCGCAAGAAAUAUUUCUAAGGAUGUUCAGUUCCGAACUGAGAAUGGCACAGCCAGAAGCCUCAGGGCCAUCGAUUUAAUGGUUUAGCAUAACUGCAGCCAGAGUCAUCUUGCGACAUAAACAGUUGGAGAACAUUUCCCCAGUGAUUCUGCAUGAUGGCAGCAGCAUACAGACUCGUUGUUAGCACUGUGAACUGUUACAACAGCAUCAUAAUAGACCAACGUUUCCAGCACACUGUACACUACUGUAAUGGGUCCUGCCAAGCCUUCCCGAAUGCUGCUGGAAUCAACUGCAAUGUGGUCCAUUAUGCCACCUGCUCAGAGCUGAGUCCCACAGCCUUACCUUUGUCCAGCCUACGAUUUGCAGGCGCUCAGGACCCGACCCACAAGUUUUCAAGUGCUGAAAGCGUGGCAGCUCCUGCUGAAGUCUCAGCUGAUGAUGGUCAUCAGCUUCUGCCUGGAAUUACCAGGGUCAAAAAGGGAACGACAAUGCAAGGUUCAUCCAGUCUAAAGGACAUCACGGGUGACACCAUUAAUCUGGCAAGUGGUAAAAUUAAAGAGUUUGCAUUUGAAAAGGUGAAAUGUCCCACAAGUCAUGUGACCUUCAGGAAAGGAAGGAAAGUGAAGCCAGAUAUGGCCAGCAGAAAAUCUGCAGACUUUGAUGUACCGUACAACCAUAUUGGCAGUAAUGAGAAUUGUCCACCUUCUGAUUUUGCACAGAAAACACCUAUUGAGGAAAAAGACACAAACCUUAAUGCAUUGCACAAACAGAGUAUCAGUAAUGCCACACAGUUAUACUUCCAAAAUCUCUCAGAAAAUAACAUAAUUGCCAAAAUUUUGGAAAAGCACAAAUUGGAUAGUUCAGACACAGGAGAGGACAUUAGAGCCUGCCUGGACAUUCUUCUGAAGUGCUCUGAAGACCUAAAAAAAUGCACAGACAUCAUUAAGCAAUGCAUUAAAAGUAAGUCGCUUAACAACGACAAUAGUAAUGCCAGCGACAAUCCGGAUCUAAUCUACAGAAAUGUAAUGGCAAGACUUUCAAGCUACCUGAAGAAGCUGCCUUUCGAACUUGAGCAUGGUUUAUCUGAACGAGGUAACCAGCACGAUUUUGCUGAGUUGGUUAACAGCCUGAAUAGUUUGCGGCAAAUACCAUAUCCUCCAUUUGGUAAUGAUCAACCACCCCGAUAUGAGGAUGUUGUCCAGUCUUCAACAUCCCUAUCUACCAAUCUACCUCUUUCUCCUGUGGAUUCUCAAGUUGUUCAUAGAGCUACCAACUGUAACAGUAUGAAACCUGUUGAGAAUGUCCAUGUCCCUUCAUCUAAUGGUAGUCUUCAAAACAGUGGUACCCAGCAAAGAAGCUCAACUGCUGUUAAUCAAACCCAUGUACUACCUCAUGUAAUUCCACCAAACCACUCGAACUCCAGUUUACGUUCCACUCAAGAUUUGUUUUUGCCCAGAAGUAGUGGUAAUAUUUCUAAGGUGUCUAUGGAGCCUCUUUAUAUUCAGGAGGAUUGUGAUGUUGCCAAGAUUUUAGCCCAGGAAUCAAGAGGGAACGAUUAUUUCAAUAUUGGAUUGGCUGGAAGUCUUGAGCCUCAUCAGCAGGUCACUCCAGCUGAGGCUUGUGGGAGAACAGGAAAUCCAGGGGUUGGAAUUAGAGAUAAUAUGGGAGAAAAUAGACCCUGUGUCCAGGUGACAUCCAAUUCACCCAGAUGUUCUAGUAAAGUAACUAGAAUCCAUGAUCUUACAGGACCUUCAAUAUCAGAAUCCAAAAGUAAAACAGAGAACGAUAUGGUAAUCCAACAAGAAGACAUUGAAAAGUUACUGAUGGAUUUGGAAACAUUUUCUCAAACAAUAGAUGCCAAGCAGAAAUAUGGUUCUCCGAGGAAUACUAACAUUGACUUGAAAACUCAUGGCCAGCCGUUGGAACAAGUUAAUUUCUUGACUGCUGAGUCAGGAACUCAGCACAAGGAGGAAUCACAGAGCGACAUUGCACUUUUAUCUUCUCCCACAAAAGGAACAAAUGUAAAUAAUAUUAACAAAAACGAAGCAGAUGAUGCGGCCCUGCUCUUGCGCAUCCUGGAGAGUAUCGAGGGGUUUGCUCAGGAGCUGGUUGAUCGAGGGAGUAGCAAAGGUAUUUUGGCGAGAGAAAAAGAAGUUAUGUGGAUACUCCAGGACACAUUGUCACAGGCUUCAGAGUCUUGCAAAACUUCACAACACUCAACAAAGCCACUUGUAGCUAAAGAUACAAGCUCACAUCUGUCCGUUCAGCAAACACCAGAGGUGAUCAAGGUCCAAAGCAUUAAAGAAAAGAAACCUGGAACUCCUCCUCCCACUGUAACGACCGUGACUCCCAGUCCUCCCACUGUAAACAAAGUUGUUGUCAGCACUCCGGCACCUGUAAACAUUCCACGCUUCUACUUCCCUAAGGGACUUCCAAGUGUCAGCAAUAACCAUGAAGAGACCAUUGCCAAGGUUGAAGUUGCCUUUGCUGAGUUUGAGGAUGAAAAGGGCGAUAUUUAUGAAAUGGGCAAAAUUGCAAAGGCAUGUGGUUGUCCUUUAUACUGGAAAGCCCCUUUGUUCAUUUCUGCUGGUGGAGAACGAACAGAAUUUGUGUCGGUGCACUCAUUCGUAGCCAUGUGGAGAAGAGUACUGCAGAGCUGUCACGAUGAUGCAUCUAAGUUUGUCUUUCUUCUUGCUAAGCCAGGCUGUAACUACCUAGAACAGGAAGACUUCAUCCCACUGCUACAGGAUAUUGUGGAUACUCAUCCGGGGCUCACGUUUUUGAAGGAUGCACCAGAAUUCCAUUCACGAUACAUUACCACGGUUAUACAAAGAAUAUUCUACACAGUCAACAGAUCCUGGUCUGGCAAGAUAACACUGACGGAACUGAGGAAGAGCAACUUCCUGCAAACUCUCGCCCUCCUGGAGGAAGAGGAUGACAUCAACCAAAUUACAGACUACUUCUCUUAUGAGCAUUUCUAUGUUAUUUACUGUAAAUUCUGGGAACUUGACACUGACCAUGACCUCUUUGUUGACCAGAAGGACUUGGCCAGACACAAUGACCAUGCUAUCUCUAAUAGAAUUAUUGAACGAAUAUUCUCCGGUGCAGUUACAAGGGGAAACUGUGUGCAGCGGGAUGGACGAAUGAGCUAUGCUGAUUUUGUAUGGUUUCUCCUUUCAGAAGAAGAUAAGAAGAAUUCCACAAGCAUGGAAUACUGGUUUCGGGCCAUGGACAUUGAUGGGGACGGGGUGCUGUCCAUGUAUGAGCUAGAAUACUUCUAUGAAGAGCAAUGUGAACGGAUGGAGGGAAUGGGCAUUGAGCCAUUGCCAUUCCAUGAUCUCCUCUGUCAGAUGCUGGAUCUUGUGAAGCCAGAAUGUGAAGGUAAAAUAACCAUGCGAGAUCUAAAGAGGUGCCGAAUGGCUCAUAUCUUUUAUGAUACCUGCUUCAACUUGGAAAAGUAUCUGGACCAUGAGCAGAGAGAUCCAUUUGCUGUGCAAAAGGAUGUCGACAGUGAUGGUCCAGAACCUUCCGACUGGGAUAAAUACGCAGCUGAAGAAUAUGAAAUUUUAGUUGCUGAGGAAUCGGCCAAUGAACAGUUACAGGAAGGCUCAUUUGAAGAAGACUAUGAAUCAGAUGAACUAUCUACUGCCCCAGAACUCAACAGCAAGAUAGACAAGCUUGUCAUUUCCGACCUGCCAACAUAAAUGUAAAGCUAGCUCAGCUGCUGGACAGUCAGGGUGACCAGUGCACAUUAACCUUGAAGACUGACUGCCACCCAGUCAGGUGUGUCGUGUAAAGAAAUUGUCAAUACUUUUUUUUGUCGGCUUUUUUGUUGAAGAGAAUAUGCUAGAUUUUAUAUCAGAACGAAGUACAUGCUUACUGUGUGCAAUGGACUUUAUUCAAAAUUUUAAAAUAUUGUCUGUUUGUGCAAUAUGUCUUAAAAUGCAGUGUUAUGUUUGUGGAUUUUUAUUAGCUGCCAUUGCUGCGUUUGACGCCGUUUAGUUUUGCUUGUUCUUUCCAUUUUUUCACCCUCUUGUUCACCUUUCAGGGUUGACUUCUUUGCAGUGCAAACCACCCUUUAAUCUGUGCCUUAUCAAGGCUUCAUAAAGUUCCUUUCUUCCUAUUAGCAGUCUCAAGCACUGAUUUUGUUUUGCUCUCAUUGUCAAUUGACAGCAAUAGCUGAAUAGGCUGAUUAUCUGCACAAGUCAGAAACACCACUGCAAACCUGCCUUUAUAUAAUGUUUCAAUUGUAGAAAAACACCCCAGGUACUUUCACUGUAUGAAUGUCUGAUGAAAUGCACAGUAUUACCCACAAAAUCAAACCAGCCAGAGAUAUAAGAAAACUGAUUAAAGGAAACUCCCUGCUUUCCAAUUUCCUUGCAUGCAUUGUAUUUGCAAGUUUAUCGGAGCCUCUAUAAAUUGGAAAUCGGCUUUCAUGAAAAGGCCACACAGUCACGAUCACCACCACACAGCAACUAUAAGGCUUUCAGUCAGUUCUGCUCACGUUUUUUAAGUGAUCAUUUGAGCCUAAAUCUUGGGCUCUUGUUCUGACUUCCAUCUAACAUCCAUCUGCUUUUUUGGAAUCUACAAUUUUGUGCUCAAUUCAUGCUAAUGCAAUGGUCCAGUAUUUCAUUCAAUAGGCGAUUGAUGUAGUUUUGAAUGUGGAUUAAACAUUCAAUGUCCAAGUAGUCCCUUUCUUCCAACCACAUAACAGCUCAAGGCCAAACACAAAACUUCAUGCUGAGGGUGCAAAUUGCAGGAUAAAUUUACAAGUACUUUAUAUAAGCAACCAACCUCAAAUCUCAGUGAACAGUGUCAAAAAAUUGAUCGUAAAAUAAUUAUUUGAAAUUCUACUCCAAUGAAAAUAGGAUAGUAAAUUUCAGUCCUACAGAAGUCAAAAUCUCAAAAGAAUUGUGGCCACAAGUAGAAAUUUAAUUUAGGACCCAUAUGAAAACAACAUGGUACUUUCUAUUUCUGAAUAUUAAUAGAAGAAUUGUAAAGAAAGCAGAUUCUGUGUUCCUAAUAAGAAACUGUUAACACAGUGAAGAGUCUGUAAAUUGAAUCAAGUUAUGUAACUACUACAAAAUAUAUAAUGCAGAAGCAUUUACUUUGUCAUUAAAUGUAAUUUACUUUUAUUUUUAUUUUGUUUUGAUAUUGUAAACUAAAGCUGCUUUGCAGCCUUAGUUAGAAAUGUUGCAUAAUGUCGAGUCAAUUUUACCAGUAUGAUUAUUUCUCCCCACGCUUUCCAUUGGCCCAAUACCAAGCUGUCUGAUUUUGCAAUUUUAAUGUACUCCAGUUGCCUCUGUUGUGGAGGUUAGUUUAUUUCAAAAGUGAACACAAUUCAAUUGCCAUUUCAAAAUUUCUUGACUCUGCACAGUGGAGGUCAAACUUUAUUUGUAGCCCAUGAUUUCCUCCAGCAUGGGCCAACUACUUGUUUCAAUAAAUUACAAAGAAGGAACUUGACAUCGCAGUGUUCAAUAGAGAAAAAUAUUUUGCAAAAAGAACAGGAGACGAUGGAAAUAUCUAGAACAUAAUACAACGUAUGGAGAGAGACACAAGAGUUAGAGUUCCAGGUUGAUGAUAUUUUGGUUUUCAUGAAAGGCAAUCUGUUCAUUUCAUCACAUGCUGCCUGACCUGUUCAGUAUUUACAGCCUUUUAUGUUUUAUUUCAGAUAUCCUGCAACUACAGGACUUUGUUCUCUGUUUUUGAAUGGUAUUUUAACAGUAUGGAGGGAAGCAUAUAAAAAGGCAAUUUAAAAAUAUUAGACAAAUAGUUUCAGCAAAACCUUUUAAAAAAAUAGUCUGACAACUAGAAAGCCUGUUAAAACGAGUGAUUUUUAUCUAAUAUAUUUUUGUACACACAUCUUGUUCUCUGCAACAUCCUACAGCCUUUAUUUUGCAUGUAAUAUUUCUGGGUUGCUUUGCCUGGCUUUUGAUAUUGUCAAUAAAAGGAGAACUGAAAAUGCAGUGGGUAAAUGGCAGGUCCGUAAAAAUCUGUAAAAAGAAAAAGUUGAAUACUUUUGAUAGAUUUCAGCUAUUGUUUAUAAUUUUAUUUUAAACAUCAAGUUAUGCAGCAGUUUACCUGCCAUUCAACCAUGCAUGUCCCAACUGUGAUUGAACCAACCUUUUUUUCUUUCUAAACAAUUGUUGAGCAGGUUUGCCUUACAGCAUAAGUUUGAUCCUGAAUGCGGGUGCUGUCUGUAUGGGGUUUUUACGUUCUCUCUGUGACCUCAAAACGUAGAACUAGUGUACGAGUGAAUGUUGGUCAGCGAUGACUCAGUGGGCCAAAGAGCCUGUUUCCAUGCCGUAGCUCUAAACUAAAGCAAACAAAGAUGACUAUAUUUACAAUUUAUAGAUGCAGCUUUCCCAUAACAUCACGAGCAAUGAGCCACACAUGGAUUUUAUAAAUGGUGACAAAUCUGCAAGCUAGAUACCACGGAUGAGGAUUCACUACCAAGACCUAUUUAUUACUCAUCCCUAAUUAAGAUCAAAUUGACCUGCAGUUGUUUUCAAUGGGUUUAGACUCGGAUAGAUGGUAGACACUUGAUGAAAUAACAUUAGUGCAUCAGAGGGUGUUUUACAACAACCACAUUGUUUAAUGGUCUCAUUAAUGUUAAUAUUUUAAUUCCAGAUUUAUUGAAAUUGUGAGGUGCCAGGCAGUUUUGAAUUCAAGAUUCCAGGUCAAUGAUAUAGGUCUUUGGAGACCAAUUCAGUAAUUUAAUCAUUUUACUAUCAUGCCCUCUAAAUUACUAACCUUUUUUGUUUAAAAAGCUCCCUCAUUAUUACAUGAGUAAAUUCCAAAAAUUGAUGUAUUGAAUAUGGUGAUUAAUGUGGUAUUAUGUAACAGUAGGUAAAACAACAUUUUAAAAAUUAGUAACAAAACAAUGCACUUCCUCUUUCAUCAAAAAGUACUGUUAUUGAAAAUUACUUUUUUCCUCUCUCCACCUGAAGUUUUAGAACCGCAUCAGUAUCUCAAAGGAAAUUGAGUGAUAUUUACUCCAUACUUUGUUCUGCUUGGCCUGUUAGUAGACUCAACAUCAGUGCAACUACAUGAUGCUAACGUUAAUUGCCUAUGUAUUUUUCCAUAGUGAUGUUAUGUGAAGUAUUUAACAGUUGUGGAGAAAAGCAUACAUCAUGCACUAAAACUUAUUCUCAGAUGGGAGCUUUCAAGUUGGGUCAUUUAUUUGUGUUGCCUAUACACAUUGCAUAAGCAGAGCAUUCUGUAAUUGAGAAAGGCAUUUUAUGAAAGGGUCUGGCAUGCGUCUCUUGUAGGUCCCUUUUGGAUAAAGAGUAGGCUAUGUUUGCUGCGUCUGCUAUAUAUAUAUUAUGUAGAACAUAGUGUUGAAGCAGUUGUAAUAUCUGAAGCCAACUGGCAAGCAGAUUAUGAUGGAAUUCCUAACAGGCCAUUAUUGCAGGUAUUCAACCCAUUGAAAGUUCAUUGCGAAAUUACUAAGGCAAGCUCACAGCAACUGAUAGGUUAAGUUUUAACCUAGGAUGCAGGAAAAAGGUGGUUACCUAAGAAUUAAAUGUAAAUGUUUAUCCAGUACACACAGAAAGUAUUUAAGAAACAUAGUUCAUUAUUGAUUUGGCAGAUUGGUUCUAUUGGAAGAAACAGGGAAGCAUAUAAUCCUUUUGGUAUUCAUGGUGUCAAAUUAUUAGCAAGGGAUCAAAAUUAAUUGGGAAGUAGAAUUUUAACACUGAUAAUACAAGUAGAUGACAAAACAUUAUUACAAAAUUUGGGGAAUUGUUUGCAUUUAUUAACUCACAAUAUUUCCAUGAUAUGAUUUCCAUAUUGAGCAUUAUUUGACUGAGGUUACACAUUCAAUUUUAGUCAAAUAUCACAAAUGUUCCAGUAAUAUUUCAAUUCCACUUAUUUCAGUAAGGUAUAUUUCAAAUGAUUUUACGUGUGUAUAUAUCUACACAUUGGAUGUUUUAAAGUCAAAAAUGUCUUUGUUAGAAAAUUCCAUUCUCACAUUUAGAAAAAGAUAUAUCCAGGUAAGAAAUCUUUAAUUAUCUCAUUUGCCGAACAAAUUCCCAAUCAAGCAAAUUUAGCCCAAUAAGUCAGUGCAAAAAACAGGUGCCAAGAACUGGAGAUGUUUUCUAUCUUACUAUGGAAAGUAUGCAAUUAAUGGGUUUCACUUUCUGGAUUUCAUAACAUUUGGUGGCACCUCAUGACAUAAUUGCUUGUGUAGCGAUUAUGGCAUAUUUUAGAUGCUUCCUUUGGAGAUUAAUUAGGAGAGGUAAACAUAACAGAUUUUAUAUGCUCAGUGGUAGGAGUGGAUGAAAGACUGAUAGUCACUUUAUUUUUGCAUGCUCUUUGUUACUCCAGAUUUUAUUACCAACGUUCAACAUAUGGAUAAAAAUAUCUGAGAGCAAACUUUUAUAAUUUUCUCACAGGUGUAGCAUAAAAUGUGUACAUUGCACUAAAAAUUCAACAUUUGAUGUGUAUUCCAGAAUUGUAUUUGGAGGUGCCAAAAGGUGUAAGAAUUUGACUUCCUGGUCCUGGAUUAAUUGUUUAGAAUACUGUGCACCAAAAUGUAAUGCUGGAGAGAGAAUUACUUCAUUUCCUCUAACUGAUCAUUUUAACAAAUAGACAGGUUAUUGCUUUAACUAAAUCAAAUAGCAGGGAAUUCAGACAACAGCAUUAAUACUAGAUAAUUCAGGUGAUGUUUUUAUUUUUACCUAAAUAAUUAUGAAUUCAUGGGAGUUACAACGCUAUAGCAAUUUGAUAAAAGAAUGAUGAUGAAUAGAAGCACCCAAAGUAAUGCUUUAUACAUUGUCCAAAUCACAAAAUGUGACUUCUGCUUUAAAAUAAAUGUAGGGGGUUCUGUAUCUUUUGCAAUAGUGUGAACAUUAUAGAUUUGUUUAUUUGUUAAAUGAUCAAUUUUGAACAGGAGCAGGUGACAAUAGAGAAGCCAGUAACCAUUCCAUGACAUACAGAUAAGAUUGUAGAUUGUAGAUUCAAACAAUGGCAUUUAUAACAGCAGGUUUAUUGAGGAGGAGAAUGGAACUCAAAGUGAUGGAAUAAAAAACUCUCAGAAAUAUCAAAAGGUGGUAUGAAGUUAAAUUAUUUUGGGAAGUUUCCAAUGGGUUAGUAAAUACAGCACAAAGUCUAAAUGAAAUGGCAAUACUGGUCGUAAUAGUGUUUCCAAUUAACGGUUGGUGCUGAAGGCACAUUGUUAGGACGUCAGAAACAACCACGGUGUACUUGGACAUAGAGUAAAACAUUCUCUAGUGCAGAGGGGUCUUUUGUUCAGGAUCCCAAAACUCAGUUUAUAAAAAUGAUUAAUAUUAUAUUGUCAACCUAAUUUAUAUAUGUGACAUGAACACAAAAUUAUUGCUGUGGUACUCCAUUGGCUUGGUUUUAUCAAGUCAAACUACCUUGGUAAAGAAAUAAUACUUUCUCCAUGUGCUGCUGGUAAAAUCUUAAGCGAUUUACAAUUUUGCUAACCUUAAAUCGCUUCUCGCAGGGAAUCGAUUACUCACCAUAAUUUCAUUGCCUUUCAUGACAAUAAGAAUUCUUUGAUAUUUUAUUUGCUUUAAGUUUUCAAAAAUCCUCAGGACGAGAAUGAUAGAUGCCUAAAGUUGUAAAAUAAGAUGAAUUACUGGACAUGGGGAACGAUUUGUUUUAUUUUAUGUAGACUAUGGAAACAAUUAUUUGAACCCCUUGUCUGAAAUGUGAAUGAGUCAGAUUAGUCCUAAUAGGGUGCCAUUUUGAUUCACCUUUCCUGCCAGUGCCACCAAUAUAAAGACUUGUCUGUUUGAUAUGACUUGCAAGCAGUGAAAACCUCAACUAUUACAAGAUCAUGCACUUGUUAAAUGAUCAGAAAAUAAUAUGUUAAUCGUUUUCUUAAAUUUUCAUCAGUGGUUGAAAGGCAGAUCACAGAUGGGAUGUGCUGAUGUGUUUCUACGAUUUAAUAUAAAGAAAAUAAGAUGUUUUGUGCACUCAAAAUUAACAAAAUUGAAUUUUGCUUUUUUUUUAAAUUCUCAGCUAUCAGCCUAUGCAAAUAAGACCACAGACAUACAUAUUGAGCAUACUGUGUGCCAAUUGGCCUAAUAGUCUGUUUGUAGAUUAUGUUUGGUUCAAGAUCCUGAAUGGGAUUGGUUAUAGCAUAAACAUCAACACAAUUAAACACGUAUUUUAUUUCUGAUAUAUCAUGUGUCCUUUACAAAAAUGGUUUCUUCUGAAUCCUUACCCUCUGAAAUCUGCAUCACUGUGACUUGUUUGUUUUGAAACCUUUGCUCUGGGCAUUGUGUUAAACCUCCGCUGUUUGCAAGAGCCAGAAGCAGCAAUUGUGGUAUUUGGCCAGUAAAGCUAAAGGUGAAUAACAAAGGAAGGUUUAUGUUCCUUUUGAGUACCAACCAUGUAGAACUUUGACAUGGCAUUGUUUGAAUUGUGGCGUGGAUUAUAAUUUAGAAAUCAGUUACAUCUUGAAGUUUUGAAUAUAUUAUCACAGUUAGUGCCAUGGGGUUGUUCGGAGUAGCUAGAAUAAGACUGCAUGCUUGAAAUUGUUAAUUUGUCACAUGUUUUUUGUGGGGGCUUAUGAAAAUUCUCAGAAAUGUUGUUUAGAACUGCAGACAAUUUAAACUUAGUUCCAUAGGCUUCAUUCUUUUAUCAGACUACAACCAGGAUGAUCAAAUCAUAUGGGACUUUUACUUAGAGGAAAGCUACAUAGCGAAACAUGAGAAUCAUCAUAAUUCAUAAUAUUUUAAGAUAAAGCAUUUUCACCCAUUUUCCAGACAACCCUUGGUUCUACAAUGGUCCCACUAAUUUAUACCAGACCAGACUAAAUCUCAAUUGUAACAUUCAAUACCACACUUACAAUGGAAGUCUAUUUCUGAAGAAAGCAGUAAAGAUAUCAGACAAAGAAAAUUAGUCAACAUGGUGGGUUCACAGGUCCUUGGACGCAUGUCGGCCAUUUCUACCCUUCCAACACAUUGCAUCAUCUGAGCAAUGGUGAAAACUAAUUUGAACACUUACAUUUGUUCUUCCUGUUUGUGAAGCUUGAUAUAAUGUACCAACACAGUACAUUUCUGCAACUGCCAUUUACUUUUUUUAAGAUUUUGUUUUGAAUAUGUGCCUUAUUUAUAGCCUUUACUGUUCUAGACAAUUAAUGUACACACAUGUAGAAUUUCAUUAUCACUGUAAGUAAUGUAAUAUAAAAAAAAACUCACUACAAAACGUGUGAAAUUUGUUUGUUCAUUCAGUGUGGUUUGCAAAUAUAGAAACCUCAGCAUUAGAUUCUUUGUAAAUUCAUAAACUACCAUAUAGGGUUAUAUAUAUAUAUAUAUAUAUACAUAUAUAUAUAUAUAUAUAAAAUGCAAAGGAAAGUAACUUCAGAGUUUGUGAUUGAAAUAAAAAUUCAAUUAUUCUUGAUGAACUGGACAGAUUUAUACAUUAAACAUGAGAAGCUCCAGCAUCUUCAUGCAAUACUUUCCAAUGUUAUUAUUUAUAGCAGUAGAGUCUUUGUUUUGUUUUUUUAAAUGGUCGAAACAUGUGUAUUAUUCAGAUGCAACACAAUCUGUACAAAAUAACUGAUUUGAUGAAAAGUUGCCAUUUCUUUUUCACAAUCAUUCUUGCUCUAUGCAAACUCAAUGGCGCCAUCUCUGAAAAUGUGAGCUACUGUAAAACAACUCAAACAGUACAACUUUUUCAAAAAAGUUGUAACUGUUAAUGGUUUAAAAACUAUGGAAAUGAUUCAAAAUAAAAGCUGUGUUAUAUGCUUUUUGGUUGCUGAAAAUGGUGUGAAAUAUUGCUGGUUGCUUGUGUUAGCAUGGCUUUACAGUGCAGACUUUUUUGAGAUUUUGAAAUUAAAUAAAGAAUUUUAAAGAGG